AUGCAGCCUUCACUGUCUCCCCAUUUCUCACCACCACCACCACCCCCGCCGCCUCCUCUUUCUGAUCUUCCUCCGGGGAGCACUCACAGCAACGGAUCCCCAAACGCUCUAGGCGUGGUGGCGGCAGUGGUCCCCGACUCGGAGUCGCCGGCCGGCCGCGAGUCGCCGAACGCACCCUCGUCCUCCUCGGCGACCAGUGAUUCCCGCUCUCACUCGCAGCAGGCCGCCCAACCAGUCAUUGCGGUCCCUGCCGCCUGUCUCGGCUGCCGCGCGAAGCACCUUAAGUGCGACGGCCAGAACCCAUGCUCGCGAUGCCGGAGCUCGCAGUCCGAGUGCGUCUACGUCGCCUCUCGGCGCGGUUACAAGGGUCCGAGGAGGAACAACAACACCAACAUCAGCAAUACCCACAUCAACACCACCACCACCACCACCACCACCACCAACAACAACAACAACAACAACAACAACAACAACAACAACGACCCCGCCAAUACCAACCCGAACCCCAACAAGAGGGCACGCUCUUCGUCCCCGACAUCCACCCUUGACGUCGCCGACAAUGGCUGCUCCAUGUUCCUCGGCGCCGCCGCCGCCAACGACUCCUCCAUGCCCUUCUAUCCCGCCGCCAUCGGUCUCCCGGAAACCCCCAGUACCACCUUUGCCGCGGCGCCCAGCUUCACUAACCUGCAACUCUACCGGUCUUUCGGCGCCGCCGUCGGCUUCGGCUCCGGCUCCGGCUCCAACCAGUUGGCCCUGGCCCAGCCUCAGCCCUCCGGCGUCCAUGCCCAGGUGCCCGUCCCCACCCUUGCCGAGCGAUGUCUCGACUCCUUCUACCACCACUUCCAUGCCUCGCACCCCUUCGCCCUCCCCAAGGAGUGGUUGCUCCGCGUCAUGCGAGACACCAACAUCGAGCCCCUGCUGGCCGCCAUCCGCUGGAUCGGCGCUUUGUUCCUCGAGGUCGGGCCCGCCCGCGCCGGCUUCCUGGACGAGGCGCUGCGCCUGGUCCAGGACCCGGCGACCCGGCGCGACGGCUUCUUCGUCCAGGCUCUGGUCCUCCUCGUCGUCGGCCUGGACGGGAGCGGCGAGCAGGAGAGGGCCCGCGACCUGCUCGGCGACGCCGAGCGCGUCGCUCUCGAGCUCGGCCUGAACACGCGCGGGUACGCCACGCAGUAUGGCCGCGGCGUCCCCGUGCUCGAGGAGAGCUGGCGCAGGACGUGGUGGGACCUGUUCGUCGUUGAUGGCAUGGUCGCCGGAGUCCAUCGUCAGACCAACUUUUUGCUCUUUGACGUGCCCGCCGACGCCGCCCUCCCCUGCGAGGAGCACCAAUACAUGUCCGGGACCAUCCCGCCGCCAUUGACCCUCGCCGACCUGGAGGACCGGGACUUCUCCGGCGAGGACAGGGAGUUCUCGUCGUUCGCGUACCGCGUCCUCGCCGGGCGCAACCUGGGGAGGUUCAUGCGCGUGCCGCCCAUCUUCGGCCCGGACGACGAGAACCUGGUGCGGAUCGAGGCGCUCCUGACCAACUGGAGGCUCCAUCUCCCGGCGUCCAAGAGGGACGCGCUGAACCAGAAGCUGCAGCCGGACGAGAUGAUUUUCCAGGCCAACAUGAUGACCAACGCAACGUCCAUCAUGCUCCACCAACCUCACUCGCAGCUCGACUCGUCGCCUACGCGGUCCGUCACGUCGUGCGCGCCGCACCGGCCGGUGCCGUCGGGCGACCUGUUCAACUCGCACACGAGCCACACGGUGACGUCGGCCGCCGAGAUCAGCCGGAUGAUCACGCACCGCGCGCCGCUGACGUCCCACACGCACUUCUUCACCUGCGUCGUCACGCUCUCGUCCAUCGUCCACCUGAGCCGCUGGGCCCUCUUCUUCGUGCCCCACGACGACGACGAGCUGCGCCAGCAGAUCCGGCUCAACAUCGGCGCCCUCAACACCCUCUCGGCCGUGUGGCGGGCCGCCGGCAAGGCCGCCGGCCAGGUCAAGGGCGUCGCGCACGAGAUCUACCAGUCCAAGAAGGCGUCACAGGCCGCCAACCCGUCCUACUGGCAGGGCUUCAGCCAGGAGGAGGUCAUGAAUAGCAUCGCCGCCGACGAGACCAUCAUGAACGACAUCGAGACGGGGCUGGGCGGGAUCCCGCUGCCGUCUCUCGACAGCCUCACGGGGUAGUUGUCGGAAUAUUGAGGGGGAGGGGGCCUGAAGUCUGCAUGUGAAGAGCGCAAAGACGAAUGAUGGGGAUGGAAAGGAAGUGACUGGCGUGAUAUGCAUCAUCGGCCGUCCGGUUCGGUUCGUGGGAUACCAGCUCGUGCACAGCAUGAGCAGAGGAUGAGGCGUCGUGGACGGUUUUUCUUUGGUUUCUUUUUUGCUGAUUGAGCCAUCAUUUUCUUUUCCAUGUUGGUUGAUCUACUACGGCUUCUAGCGUCAAGCCUGCUCGAAAAGUCCACAUAUGUAGAUUUAUCCGCGGCAGCUUGGACGGCGGCGGCGGCCCGUGGCUCGCGGGACUUUUCUCUCCGUCUCUGAAUUACACGUCUAUGCUUGCUAAUGUCUGUGACUGUCAAGACUCAACCGCCUUCGACACGGCCCUGAAAGACUCGGGGCGGCAGCUUAAU
Colletotrichum destructivum is the source of this 2609-nucleotide messenger RNA. RefSeq lists its product as uncharacterized. Gene Ontology annotation, biological process: DNA-templated transcription; regulation of DNA-templated transcription. Lineage: Eukaryota; Fungi; Ascomycota; Sordariomycetes; Glomerellales; Glomerellaceae. Bases 1 to 2169 code for a protein of 722 amino acids. The record is from RefSeq and is a predicted model, not a curated record. The transcript is spliced from 4 exons. Gene Ontology annotation, molecular function: DNA binding; zinc ion binding; DNA-binding transcription factor activity, RNA polymerase II-specific.